Messenger RNA from Ruditapes philippinarum (Manila clam), 1821 nucleotides. RefSeq names its product sialate O-acetylesterase-like. Gene Ontology annotation, biological process: carbohydrate metabolic process. The transcript has 9 exons. NCBI's taxonomy places the organism in Eukaryota, Metazoa, Mollusca, Bivalvia, Venerida, Veneridae. Bases 85 to 1599 code for a protein of 504 amino acids. The record is from RefSeq and is a predicted model, not a curated record. Gene Ontology annotation, molecular function: sialate O-acetylesterase activity.
GAUAACGACGCCAUACAUGUAUAUGUAUAAUGAUAAGAGACAUGAAUGUUUCGUUAAUUGUUUAGUUAUAAAGGAAUAAGAAAUAUGAUUAAAAUUCUAACGUUGGUUAUUCUUGUUGAUGCAUAUAUUUAUACGUCCGAUGCAGCUCAAACAUUGCGAUUUGCAAAUUACUAUGGCAACCACAUGGUGCUUCAAAUGGCACCAAAGCGAGCACAUGUUUGGGGCUAUGCCACAACAAUUGGUGAUACAGUCAACGUUAUACUGAAUGGAAGCAAUGUAAUUAACGCCACCGUAACACAAGGAUCUGAAUCAACAGGCGUUUGGUCAGCACUUCUCCCGCCACAGCAUUCUGGAGGUCAUGUUACGUUGGAAAUUAAGUCACGUGACGGUUACGUUAAACUCGUCGAUGUGAUGUUCGGCGAUGUUUGGGUUUGCUCGGGUCAGAGUAACAUGGCUUUCCCUAUGAACCAUGUUUUAAACCAGAGUUAUGAGCUUGGACUUGCGUCACAUUUCCAUAAUAUACGUUUUAUGGCAGUAAAGACGUCAAGAUCUAACACAACGUUAUCCGAGCCCGCCAUAUUUAGCACGUGGCAGAUGCCAACUUCUUCAGAUGUUGGUACCCAGCAUUUCUCUGCGGUUUGUCUUCUAUAUGCAAUGAAUAUAGCGCCGCAUAUAAAUCGACCUAUCGGUUUGGUAGAGACCGCAUACGGUGGAACCAUGAUUGAGGCGUGGUCGUCACCAGAUGCUAUAAACAUUUGCGGGCUUCAUGCAAGAAAAGGAGCUGUUGUUAACCCUAUUGAGCUUUGGAAUGCAAUGCUGUUUCCGUUACUGAAGAUGACUAUUUACGGAGUUAUUUGGUAUCAAGGGGAGUCUAACUCCGGAUAUUAUGCAGAUUACAUGUGUCAGUUUCCCGCCAUGAUCAACGAUUGGAGGGAAAAGUUUCACGCAGCAUCUCAUCAACAAACAAGUAAAUUGUUUCCAUUCGGAUUUGUUCAGCUUGCAGCUUAUAAAAAUCAGACAUUGAGAGUGGCAAUGCCAGAUCUACGAUGGUCACAAACAGCUGGGUACGGCUAUGUACCGAAUCCAAUACUUCAAAAUGUCUUCAUGGCAGUGGCCAUGGAUCUUCCAGACUAUGCCUCGCCAUAUGGAAGUAUACACCCAAGAGACAAGAUGGACGUUGGGGAACGCCUUGCUUUAGCAGGUCGUGCUGUGGCCUAUGGUGAAUCGAAUAUUGACUUCCAGGGUCCUAUACCAUCCAAAUUUACUCUCAACUCAGACCAUACUCUUACUAUUGAGUUUGAUCAUGGCAAUAGCCCUAUUGAGGUCAGACAAAAUCGUGGUUUCAAGGUGUGUUGCUCUCACUCAUCCAAUGGAACCUGCAACAUUCGACAAUACCAGUAUACAAAUAUAACAUCACAUGAUCAAACAAGUGUUACCAUAGAUACGUCUGUUUGCCAUGGUAACAACAACCACGUGACAUCAGUUAAAUACGCCUGGGAAAUGAGUCCAUGUGAGUUUAAAAAGUGCGCCAUCUAUGGUCGUGAUAACGAUUUGCCUGCGUCAGGAUUUAGAUCCUCGUUGCCACGUGUAGUUAUAUGAUAAGAAGGCCUAACUGACUAUUAGAAUUCAUGUUAAACCAUAUAUAUUAAUAAAUUGUCCAAGGAUUUGUCUUAUUUUGAUAUGAUCAGACAAAGUAAUUUGAUAAAUAAAGGCCCGGCAACAUGCUAGUAUUCUCUUGUUUGCUUCAAUUGAAAAAUCGUAGUAACACGAUCCAACAACACGUUUCAGUACAUAUGAUUAUAAUACUUCCUGAAUAAUGUU